This is a messenger RNA of Closterium sp. NIES-67, 3404 nucleotides long. Lineage: Eukaryota; Viridiplantae; Streptophyta; Zygnematophyceae; Desmidiales; Closteriaceae. The record is from the annotation of a GenBank genome assembly.
UCUGAGGCUGAGUGGUCUGAGUUCCUGCUGCUGGCUGGAGGGCAGCUAGUGAGUGACCUUGGCCGUCCGUCUCUGCUGCUGUUCUGCCAGUUCGUUUAUUUCAGCCUCUCUUAGGUCGCGUUGUUGCCUUCAUUAUUCCGGCCUUUUCGCUGCGUUCCUGCGCGCUUGCAUCCAUCGCCUUUCCACCAUCUGACCUCCUCCUCCCGCCAAUCCAUCGUCGAAAAUCAUCGCCUCACUCCUUAUCGCACCAUCUUCCAUCCAAUACCGCAAUCCGUGUAUUCCCAUCCGUCCAUUCUCAUCCGUCCAAUCCCGUCCGUCCAUUUCCAUUCCGAGGAUUUUAGGGGAACAAUUAUCGCCCUCCACUCGCCUCUAGGUGGUGUCAGACCACAUGGAAUAGCAGGAACGCCAUAGACUGACGACCCUGUCAGCGACGCUUCCCGUGACUCCAGCAGCAGUGCUGUCUUUUGCGCUCGGCUCGGACGCUACUAGUAACGUGCUUUGAGGACGAGGUUAUAGUUGACACCGACUCUCUUGGUCGAGAUUACCGGAGCGACCCACGUUGUUGGUCGUAGGCGAACGCCUGUCGUCGCUCGUUGAGAGGCCUGAAGCGUUUGCCGCUGUUGUCUGGCCUUCGAGCGUCUGUCAUCGUUGGCUGGCCUUCGAACGUUUCUCGUGUUUUUCGUCGUUGGCUGAUAGUUGUCUGUCAUCAUGUGGAAAUUCUGCCUCGCCCGGCUCCCGCCUACAAGGCGUCUCGCACAAGCUGGUCGUUCAACACGUGGCGCCACGUCAUACCUUUACCGCCACGUGUCAUGCGUCGACGACCUAUCGCCUGCGAGCACCACGUCAGCACUGUAUCAUGACGCGUCUGCAUCAUCCGGUGGUGCUUAUCUGCACAAUUCUCAGUCCUAUUCCUACCUCCAGCAGCUGCUACCACAGUCUCGCCAGCCUCAUUCCCAGGCACAACGGCGUUGGUUCUCGGACUCAGCUGGUCAAUUUGAGAUUCCGAAAGAAAAGCUCUUCUCUAAGGUGCUGGUGGCCAACAGGGGGGAGAUCGCGUGCCGAGUCAUGAAGACGGCACGAGCGCUGGGCAUCCGCAGCGUGGCCGUUUACUCCGAGCCGGACGUGGAGAGCCUGCACGUUCGCAUGGCGGACGAAGCCGUGUGUGUGGGCCCAGCACCUGCAGCGCAGAGCUAUCUCAACACGGACGCUGUGCUGGACGCUAUUAGGAGCACGGGGGCUGAUGCGGUGCACCCGGGCUACGGCUUCAUGUCUGAGAACGCCAUGUUCGUGGAGCGGCUGGAGGAGGAGGGCGUGACGUUCGUGGGGCCUUCUGUGAACGCCAUUGACGCCAUGGGGGAUAAGAUUCACAGCAAGCGGUUGGCAAAAGAGGCAAAGGUGAACACUAUUCCGGGAAAGGAGGACGUGAUCAGGGACGAGGACCAUGCUGUUGAGAUCGCGCUGGAGGUGGGCUUCCCAGUCAUGCUCAAGGCCUCUGGUGGUGGAGGAGGCAAGGGCAUGCGAGUUGCAUGGAACGAGAAGGAGGUGCGGGAGCAGUUUAGCGUGUGCAAGGCGGAGGUGGCAUCCAGCUUUGCGGAUGACCGCAUCUUCGUGGAGAGAUUCAUCGACAGGCCGAGGCACAUUGAGGUGCAGGUCAUGGGGGAUAAACACGGCAAUGUGGUGUGGCUGCCGGAGCGAGAGUGCUCCAUUCAGAGGCGAAACCAGAAGGUGAUAGAGGAGUCUCCUAGCACGUUUCUGGAUGAAGCCACAAGGGAGGCCAUGGGCGAGCAGGCAGUGUCGCUGGCCAAGGCAGUCAACUACGACUCUGCUGGCACGGUUGAAUUUCUUGUGGACUCGCAACGCAACUUCUUCUUCCUCGAGAUGAACACGCGCCUGCAGGUGGAGCACCCGGUCACCGAGUGCGUUACCGGGCUGGACCUCGUGCACCUCAUGUUCCACGUGGCAGCAGGCCAUUCGCUGCCCAUCGACCAGGAGCGGGCGAGGAGGAUCAACGGGUGGGCGAUGGAGUCGCGGGUUUACUGCGAGCAUCCCUUCAUGAACUUCCUGCCCUCCACGGGCAAGCUGCGGCGGUACCGAGAGCCCAAGGAGGUGCGAAAGGCGAAUGAGAUCGUGCGGCUGGACACAGGGGCGGUGGAGGGGCAGUACAUCUCCAUGUACUACGACCCCCUUUUGUCUAAGCUGGUCACGUGGGGCCCAACCAGAAAGGAUGCUCUCGAGACCAUGAAGCACGCCUUGGACCGCUACUAUGUGUGCGGGCCGUUCAACAACAUCUCCUUCCUCCGCUGCAUCUUCUCACAACCAGCAUUCGAGUCUGGCGACAUCAGCACCAAGUUUCUGGACAUCCACUACCCUCAUGGCUUCACAGACGAUCGGCUGACACCUAGAGAAGAGAAAGAGGUUGCAGCAAUCGCAGCGUUUCUCGACAUUGUCAAAUCCAGGAGGUCCCUGCAAGCUGUCAAUGCAGCCGCGCCAGGCACACCUGGCGCAAUAGGAAACGGACACCUGGAGCACGCUGGUUGGGCGGACGAGGAGGGGGGAGGGGAAGGAGAGGAGGGGGAGGAGGAGGAGGGAGGGGAGGGGCUGAGAGGGAAGGCAGAGAUGGUGGUGAAUUCGGACGGGGUGGAGUACCCAGUGGUGGUGCGGCAUUGGAGCAAGGAGAAGAAACCGCACCUCUGUGUUGCUGACAUAGAGGUGGAUGGGGAGGUGAUUCGAGUAGAGGAGGCGGUCCCAGUGGGGUUGGGGCGGGGGGUGGUGGAUAUCCGGGUGGAUGGGGAGGACACGGUGUGCAUGGUCAUGGAGAAGCACGCGAGGGGAUUUAAACUGGUCUAUGACGGAUGCACCAAGGAUGAGGUGCUAGUGCAUCAAAAGAAGGUCGCUCCUCUGCAGAAGUACAUGCCCCCCAAGAAGGUCCAAGAUGUCUCCAAGAUGGUGAAGGCUCCGAUGCCUGGCGCAGUGGUGGCGAUUGGUGUCAAGCCAAACAAGAAGGUCCUUCCUGGCGAUGAGCUGAUAACGAUUGAAGCCAUGAAGAUGCGCAAUGUGCUACGAGCAGAGGAGGCCGCCACUGUGAAGGCUGUGUAUGUAAAGGUUGGCGCCUCUUUGUCGUUGGGCGAGACCAUGAUUGAGUUUGAAUAAACUUACUCGCCCGACGCCCACCGCAGAAAUCACAGUUGGAAGUUAUCUUCUUGCAGUAUUACAAUGCAUGGAAUGUAUCAAUGCCAUUCUUGUAUUGCUGCUACUACGAUGGCGUGUGAAGAAAUGUUGACGGGUUUGAGAAUGGCAAAUACGUGACUUUUGCACGCAAACUAUUUAUAGGGUGAUGAUUAGGCAGUGUGGAUCAAGGAGAGUCAUCUAAUUUGUUCCACUAUGCUACGUUUUCAAUUAUACAU